CGAGGUUGGAUAACCGCAGACGCGACGCGUCGUGGUGACACACGAACACGUCACAGUACAUCAUGCUGCAGCCUGCGUCCGUAUACCGUAUAGUAUAGGCCGUAGCCCCACAAAUGGGGCAGCACGGACAUCUGGGAUUCUCACAAAAUGACAGGUACUGCGGCAGUGAAAACAGCGCCCUUGGUGACAUACUCAUAGCACCAGCCAGUCUGAAGAUCAGAGAGCUUUCCAGCUGUAAAUUGGUAGAUGGAAGUCAUUUACAUGCAGGGGAAGACAAACUCAGCCCUGUUAUUGCCACUGGAAAUCAAGGAUGGAGGGAAAGACUUCUACCAAAGAUGCUGUUGUGCAUGAUGAUACCCAUCCUUGUUCAGCGGAGGAACCCAGAGACCCAACUCGGCCACGCAGUUCUGCUCACCAGGCUUGUACCAAUAACAACAUCUCUUCCAUUAAGGUCGAGCCAUCGGAUAUCGCCCAGCUAUCGCCUCCACUGUCAUGGUUGGACAAUUACGACGAUGACGAGUACGAUAACACAACUCGGUCACAAAGCCUUGCUGAUCAAGCCUCUUCUGACAGCAGUGCCGCUGGCAUAAAGAUGGAGCUGCCGGAUGCCUGCAAGGUUCCUCUUUGGCCAUCUUGGGUUGAUGUAGGAGAACAAAGUAAUCCAGAUCGGCCACACAGCUCUAAUAGCCAAGCCUCUACCAGUAAUACUGAUGCAAGCAUCAAGGUCGAGCCAUCCGAUUUCUGCCCGAUGGCCCUUGCGCCGACACAGCUCCAAGGUUCUAGUGAGUUUAUUGAGACCAGCCUCCACAGUUUUGAGUCACCACCUGUGUCAGUGACAACAAGUGGGACAAAGAGGAAACGUCUCCACAUGGAUGCCCUGAACUGUUUCCAUUUAGCUCAGACAGAAACAGGAGCCAUGGCACUGAAGAACCCAGCGAUCGUUAAAACGUCGAGUCUAGACUCCAACAGGGGCAUGUACCCCCAGCUGCCAGGAACAACCCCACGUGGGUUGCCUCCAGCACCUCACUUCUCACAAAAAAAAAAGAAACCCAUCCCCAAGAAGUUUUCUCUCAGCGAGGAGGAAACAAACAACCAAACAACGAUUGAAAGGCUCUUUCCUGUCUGUCCUGGCAAGAGGGCCAUGCCCAGUAGUGCAUCAGCUGAUAACAAGCCGUGCUCGCAUCCCUUACCAGCAUCAAGAACAACUGCUUUUUCUGAUCAUUCUUCAACCCCAACCUUCCCGAAGAAAAACCUGAACACCCAGUUUGCCUCCGUGGGACUGCCUACAUCGCAAAAGCAGGCUCAGAACAACACGACGUUAUCCACACAUCAGCAGAACAGGUUUACUGGGACAUCACUUGCCCAUUCAUCCAGCAUUCCAAGCUCCAAAACAACCACUCCAGUGAAGAUAGUCCUCUCUUCUACCAAAAGCCAGAGUUCAGACAACUCACUGGAUGCAGCUAUUGUUGAUGUCUCCUUGACGCCGCCAAAUUCCAGCCCUUCAAAGUCAGUCCAGAGCACCGACAGCAGUGACGUCGAGAGUUUUGAGAAUGAGAGCUUCUUUGAUGACCUUGACCCAAUUCUCCUGGAUGUGGAUUCCUCCUCCUCUCAGCGCUCAUCUUCCCAACCUGAUGCCAGUGAGCCUCCCAACACCUUUGGACUGCUCGGCGAAGAACCUUCAAGAUUCAGUGACCUGGAUACAGAUGAUCAGCAACCCUUCCGAGGCUUUGACGCACUCCCUUUGGAAGUCUUAGAGAGGAUAUUCUGCUUUGUACCCACGAUGGAUGCACACCUUCGUCUCAGCCUUGUCUGCAAACGAUGGAACGAAAUCCUCUCAAAAGAAGACUUUAUGCCAUGGAAGAAGGUUUACCAUCGCAUGCGGAUGCAGUCUCUCCAUAAAGUCCCUGAACAGCCUAAUCUCUUGAGACCUGGAGCGGAGAAAAAUGAAGACACUUGUCUGCUUGAUCUUGUCAGGAGCAUGCCAGAGUUCAAAGAUCGCUAUGGCUCUGGUAUGGACACAGACCUUCACAGACAUCCCAAAUACGACCUUGCCAAAGCCAUCAUGAAGAGCAAAGCCCCUGAGCUACUGAAAUAUGAGGAACCCAAUCCCUGGUCCACCAUUUGUAUGCUCGUUCUCCUGUCUGAGACAGUCCAAGAUGUGUAUUGCAUCUUGAAAUGUCUUCUCCAUCAUACGGCAUCUUGUACCACAAUGGAGGUGCUGGAAUGCCUGUAUUGCAUCGCUGCGUAUCUCUGGAAGUUUAAAAUCAGUUUUGAGAUGAGCAGUGGAUACCACUAUCGUGUCUACCAUGCUCUGCACUUAUUUGAGAACAGUCACUCCUCUGUACCAUUGAAAAGGGAAGGCCCAUCUGAUCUUCCGACAGUAAACAGACUUGGCCUUGCGCUGCCAAGGCAGAGCAUGCCUCCAACUGAUGAGCAGUGGCAUAUCAUCAAUUAUGACAUCAAUCCUGGCAAAGUGGUCAAGGUUGUUGCUUUUGCCGGGACUGGCAAGACAACAACCCUGGUAAAAUAUGCCGAGAGACGACCCAACACUUCAUUUCUCUAUGUGGCUUUCAACAAGUCAGUACAGAAACAUGCCAAGGAGAUCUUUCCUGGUAAUGUUGAAAGCCGGACGAUACAUUCCCUUGCGUUCAGUGUAGUUGGGUACAAGUACAGGAACAAGCUGGUUUCGUCCCUGAAUCCAGUCAACAUACACUGGGCACUUCCACCGGGAGAACGCAAGGAAGUACCCUGGCUGCGUUACGCUAACCUUGUCUGCAAGACCAUCAAGCGCUUCUGUGCUAGUGACAAUGAUUACAUAACAACGCAGCACGUGCCGUCAGAGUACCACACCUAUAAACAGAACGGUGAUGAAGUUUUCCGGCAGAGGGUCACACUAGAUCACGCACUCCAAAUGAAAAUAUCCAAUGACUCCUCCUCUGUGUGGGAAAAGAUGACUGAAGUCAAUAACAGAGAUGUUCACAUAACUCAUGAUGUGUACCUCAAGCUCUACCAACUCAAGAAGCCGUGGUAUCUUGACUAUGAUUGUCUGCUGAUUGACGAAGCUCAAGAUCUGACACCAGCCCAGGAGCAUAUCCUCUUGAAUCAACCAGGCUCCAAGAUUCUAGUCGGUGACCCCCAUCAACAGAUCUACAGCUUCCGCGGUGCUACGGACACCAUGAGAAGGGUACAGUGUGAGAAGACAUUCCAUCUAACCCAGUCUUUCCGCUUUGGCACCGAGAUUGCCUACAUUGCCAACUGCUUGCUUGAGAGGGCAACCAGCCGCAGCACUCCCUCUACACAAACGCUUAUUGGCAAAAGAGAACCAGGUCACAUUGAUGGAGAAGAGAUUGGUAAAGUGGCCAUUAUAACACGCACCAAUGUCACAUUGUUCAAGGAAGCUGUCAGGAUUGUUGAGACUGAUUCCACAACCUCAAUAGCAUUUGCAGGGGGCAUUGGCAAUUAUGGUCUGGACGUAAUUCUGGAUAUUUAUCAACUGCAGCAGCCAGAGCAGAAACGGGCAUUCAUCAAGAACAAAUACAUCUGGAGCCAUGAGAACUUUGGCGCACUCAAGCAACAUGCCAUGGAGACGGAUGAUAUCGAUCUGAUGAACAAAAUUAAAAUAGUUGAUAUGUACAACAUUCGCAUCCCGGAGAUUGUUGAAAAAAUCCAGAGUAGGACCAGGCAAGAGGGCAUGGCAGAUGUCAUCCUCACCACUGCUCACAAGGCAAAAGGGCUGGAGUUUGAAACGGUCAUGUUCACCAACGACUUUGGAAUAUGUACUACCACUGGCAGGCUUAGUCCACUGUGCACAAUGGAAGGAGAUGAGUUGAACCUGGUAUACGUGGCCAUCACCAGAGCCAGGAAGAGUCUAGUACUCACCAACAGCUUGAUCAAAUUCAUCGGCGAGCGACCUACAUGGGAGAAGUUUGUCCACCCGGCACCAGUGAUGCCCUCCAGUGGUGCCAUCACUCCUUGUGUCUGCAUUAAUUGUCACACACACAUCCACGGGGACUGUGCCAUGCUGCUCCAGAGAAAAGCCUGCAAAUUGGCCUAUCCAUCAACCACACGGAAGGGUGGGAUUUGUUGCAGAAAGUGCUCCAUUAAGCUAUGUCCAACCUUCUCUUGUUUGCUCGGAUAAGACAUUAAAAGUUUACCGUCCAACAUCGCGGUGAGAGAAACAUGUAGAGAUGGAAGAGUUUAUUUUUAAUGAUGCCUUAUAUGAUUAAAAAUUAGUCAGGGCUGCCACACCAGUCAAACAACAAGACUGACUUUUGACUUGAGUGUAGUUUGGGUAUCAGACCACGUACAGUUUUGAGCUGAGCAGACCAUAUUCUGGCAAUGGAGCCUUGGCCCACUGGAUGAAGCUCAUAAGCUCCUAGCUGGCAAAGAGAAUAUUGAAAUAAGAAGCAGAAUGUGUCUGAAAUAUUGAUUCCUUACCAGGAGUUUCUAUGCCCGUGGAAACACUGACAUACCUUGGUUGUGAAAAUGGGCUGAAGGUUGGCUAAGUUUUUCUGUUCCAAUCAGCACAAUUACCAUUCAUUAGCUUCAUGACGUUGCCCCGGUUCCCACCAACAUCAGCAGCAUGGUAUCUGAAUUACAAGAUGUGAUUUUGCAGGAUUGCAUGUGACUGCUUCCCAUUGAAUAGUAGAAGCUACAUGUGUUGCACACAAGAAAUGAAAGCAUUCUAAUGAAUUGGUUCAAUCAUCGGCACUGUUUCAUCGAGCUGCCGUGCGGAAAACAUUUCGAAAUAAAUUUUGAAAAGGUGCAAACUGCUCACACAACCAAACCUCACAAGUAACUUUGGCAAUCAGAAAGUGAUACUACGUGAACCGUUCUGUAUUUUGAGGAAAUGAAUCGGUUCUUCUUAGUGAAUGAAUGUUUUUAUUUGUAACCUUUACAUCCGAGAAAGUGGCACUGCUCUAAUGUUUUGGUGUUAUUGUAACUUCAGUUACAAGAUAUCUUCAUCUUUGUAAAGUAAAAUGCCGUAUUUUUAUAGUACUGAUAAUGCAUGCAGUAGGAAGCAGCCAAUCAGCCAAUCACAACAUGCAUUCAAAGUCGGUAACAAGUCUUCUGAUUGGAUCACUGGUUCACACUCAUGUUUAAACUGAGAUCUUCUGAUUAGUGCAAUUUUUUAAAAUUUACCUGUUUCAAAAAUAGCCUAUAAUGUCACAAAGUAUUACCAUGGCAAAAUCCAUGUGAUCUGUAAGGGAUAAAAUCCCUGAAGUAGAGUCUUCCAGCUGUGUAUUUUUAUUGAUCACACAAUAAAGAUUUAUAUUGCGGUGAUGUUGUUAAUACAUCAUUUGUUAUUGGGAAAUGAAAAGCAAUCAUGGAAGAUGUUUUCAUCUUUACGGUUUCUUUUUUUUCCAAAAAUGACAUUGGCAGUCCUCUUACAGGUAAAUAAGAUAAAGGUGCUACAGAAGAAUUAUUGUGCUUACAAAAUUAAACAAAGUUCCAGGAAAAAAAACGGAGGUUCUCAAAGGUUAGGGAACUUUUCAAAAGUAAAAAAAAAGAUUUAUGGCCAGCUGUUUAGCCACAAAACUUGCCAGUCAUAGAAAAUAGUAUUUAUGUAGCGGUCCGGCCCCCUGGCCAAUCGCUCGGGGGCGGCGGUCCGUCCGCCACUGAAGGGGGAAUUGGAGGCCAGGCAGGCAAAAAGAAAGUUCAGCAGACACUGAAAGACUUGGGUGUUCAAGCGGACUGGAUUUCUUUUAUAAUCACAACUGCUUGGACAAUUAAACCGGUGCUAAUCUAUGUGAUUCCCGGCUGAGCCAUCACAACGUCCAUUCACCCAGUCAUCUCACACAGCACCUCCCGCUUUCCCGAAAAAAAACUUGGGAAACUCGCCCAACUUCAGUGCCGCCAAAAAGUAUCACAUUGGAGGCCACUUCCAGCCGACAGGCAAGACUUACAGAAAAAACUUGUACUGUACAUUCUGUGCACCCACGUGGGCCAAUCAUGCCUUGAAGACGUGCACAAGGUUCAAAGGUCACACAAUUCGCUAAAUUAACGGGGAAUUCCCAGAUCCCUACAUUUAUAGUAUAUUUUAUUCCUGGCAGAGGGACGUUCAGGCAGUGUUCCUCCCUGAAAUUGCAUCAUUGCUGGCUUUAAACACCCCUCUGCUGGCUAGCAAACUAUACAUACAAAUGUACUUGGUAAAAGUAAGUUAGCAACUAAAAUGCGUAAAGUGUAUUACUCAUUGCUGAUACUCGGUAUCCUCUAAGCAAUAUUUGCUGCUUAGAAUAGUAACUCCAUAAAGUUUGACGGAGAUAGAGUUUCAUGCAGGUUACUGUCCCCAGCCACUUUGUCCGUUCCAGAUAAUAUAAUUUCUGCCAGAUCGUGUGAUCCUUAGACAAGGGCGGAUCCAGAGCCAAAUUUUUUCUUGGGGGGGGGGCUGCAAACAAUGUUCAUGUCAACUUUAAUUUCCUUUCUAAGGAUUGUGGCUACAUUUUGGAGCUUUGUACAUGCUUUUGAAUAGAAGGGAAAGAAAGUACAACCCCCCCAAAAAAUCCCCCUUCAUCAUUAAAAAAUCUCUAGGGUGGGGGGGGGAGCAUGGCCUCUUGACGUGGCCCCUCCCAUCUGCCCUUGUCCCUUGAUAAUAGAUAUAUUUUUGCAUAUGGUAACCUGUGGAAUCUAUUUCAUUAUUAAGGGUUAUGAUAUUCGGAAUGGUUUUGCCUACCAUUCCUGCUGCUUCAAGAAUCAUGUUGCUUGUCUGGCAGUAAUACGAUGACAGGUCCAAAAUGGCUUGUGUCAUCGGUAUACAGGUGCAUUGAAGUACCAGGAGAAAAUACACUGUGGAAGAUCAUGCCUAAAAGGGUUUUUAAAGGGGAUCUUACCAUUGAUCCUUGUGGAACUUGAGAUGGAACCAUUGCAGUCUAUCAAAAUUGGCCAAAACAAUUAAAAAUAUUCUGUGCUGAAAAGCCAGAACAGUUGUAUCCGUGCAACAGCACUAGUUGGGAUUUCCUUCCAAGCCUGUGUCCAAAUAAAAUGAGUUUUUCCUAUGAUCUGACUGGCCAGCCAGUUAUAGUCAGGAGGAGACUUUGGGAAAACUAGAGUAAAAAUAUUUACCCAGAAGAGGCAAAGUGGAUUUGAUGACCAUUUAAAGAUGUGAUAGUGGAUAUGACUUUAUCAACAAGGUCCCAGCAUUACAGCUUCUUUACCCCAAUCGCUGGUGCCAGAAGUAGGGGGGGCCCAAGGAUGCCAACUUCCCCCCCCCCUUUGAAAAUGAUUCCAUGGCCGUUGACCCCAAUCAUGUUGAAAGCGUAUAUUCAGAAGUCAACCAGAUGGCAAAACAUGUCUUGCAGUCAUUUCAUCAGCAACUUGUCCUAAUUAUGGGCCCCGCACAAAUCACACCCACCCAAUCCUCAGUCUGUUCUGAAUGCAAAUGAAUAUCACCUUCUUGGAUUUCAGAAGGAAAUGUGAUCUGGGGUGAUUUUCUCUAGUGACUGGCUGGCUAUUGAGGUUCAUGACACUGGCUUUUAGUCCACACCAGACUUGUUUACACAUUAUUACAUUUUGGUGAAGUAAUGUAGCUGGUCAUGACUACGCAUGGUUCCCCUAAUGUAUAUGGGCGGGGUUUCAAACGUACGGAGGGGGAAAAAACAAUUAUUUAUUCAGGUGGCCACAAACGACCGGCAUAACAGGUGACAUUGUCUUAGCAAUCAGAGGAUGCUAAGUCACCCUUACUUGUGUAAAUCAUAACAACAUUAAUCUGUAAGCCGUGUAAACUUUUUUGUGACAGGUUACACAAAGGUAUGUCAGACAUACAUAGGUUUUUAUACCAUCAAAUGGAUGUGUAGUCUGGCCAGGGGCUUUUGUUCUCAUGAUAGUUCGGAUUUACUAAAAGCAUAGGGGUGGAUGCGUUGCAGAGUUGACGCUGUCAAACUGAGAUUUAAAGGAGGGCUUUGAAGUUGUAUUAUGGAACAACUAGCAGGCAGCGUAACUGGAAACUUUUGAUUUCAUGCACUGUUGGUAAAUAAACAGCAUCUGCAGUCAGUA
Acanthaster planci (crown-of-thorns starfish) is the source of this 7992-nucleotide messenger RNA. It is a transcript of the gene fbh1, whose product is annotated as F-box DNA helicase 1. Gene Ontology annotation, cellular component: nucleus. Gene Ontology annotation, molecular function: DNA binding; ATP binding; 3'-5' DNA helicase activity. NCBI's taxonomy places the organism in Eukaryota, Metazoa, Echinodermata, Asteroidea, Valvatida, Acanthasteridae. The record is from RefSeq and is a predicted model, not a curated record. Gene Ontology annotation, biological process: double-strand break repair via homologous recombination; replication fork processing.